This is a messenger RNA of Penicillium roqueforti, 702 nucleotides long. RefSeq lists its product as uncharacterized. The record is from RefSeq and is a predicted model, not a curated record. Bases 1 to 702 code for a protein of 233 amino acids. The transcript is spliced from 3 exons. NCBI's taxonomy places the organism in Eukaryota, Fungi, Ascomycota, Eurotiomycetes, Eurotiales, Aspergillaceae. Gene Ontology annotation, molecular function: ubiquitin conjugating enzyme activity. Gene Ontology annotation, biological process: protein polyubiquitination; proteasome-mediated ubiquitin-dependent protein catabolic process.
AUGGCGGAGCGCAUCCUCAUGAACGAAUUCAAGACCCUUCUCAAAGAGAAGUGGGUUAACGUUCAGUUGCACGAUGACGACAUCUUCAACUGGGAUGUUGCCCUGAUCGUGAUCAACCCGGACUCGAUGUACUACGGCGGCUACUUCAAAGCCGCAAUGUCAUUCCCCUCCAACUAUCCGUAUGCCCCACCAAAGUUCCGCUUCCUGCAGCCCAUCAACCACCCGAACAUCUACACCAAUGGCAAACUAUGCAUAUCCAUCCUCCACGCGCCCGGCGAAGAUGAAAUGUCCGGCGAGCUUGCCUCAGAGCGCUGGUCUCCCGCUCAGCGCGUCGAGUCGGUCCUGAUCUCCAUCAUCUCUCUGCUUGACGAUGCCGAGACUUCCUCCCCCGCGAACGUCGACGCUGCCGUCUUGCUCCGCAAAGACCCAGAAGCCUACCGCCAGCUUGUCAAGGCCGAUGUCGAGAAGUCUAAGCUCGAUAUUCCCGCCGGCUUCGAGAUGCCAACACAUGAUACUCCCGUCCGUGAGCCCGUGGAGAAGGAAGACGAUGACUUCUGGGCCGAUAGCGAUGCCGACAGCGGCGUGUUCGGUGGCAGUGACUCUGAGGAUGAACUCGUCAUGGAACAGUCCAGCGGCAGUGAUAUGGAGGAGGACGAGGAUGAGUCGGCCGACGAUGAUUCCACGGAGACAAAGAAGGUGUGA